AUGCGAGCGCGAUCUGUGGGGAAUUGGGGGGAAGCGGCGGCUUGCGCGGGCGCGGAGGGGGACGGGCGGACGGCAGUGGUGCUGCUGGGAUGGCUCGGCGCGCAGCAGCGGCACAUGCGGCAGUAUGCCACGUGGUACAACGCGAGGGGUAUCGAUGCGAUCGGUUUCGUCAUCCCUUUCACCGACAUAUUCAGCGUCAGGCUCGGCGAAAAGGCGGAGCUGCAUGUCGACGAUCUGGUUACGGAGCUUGAGAGAUGGCUCCUCGAGGGUGCGAAUCGCGGCGCGACGCACGGCGCGAUUCACGGCGGGCUGGGAGGCGGCGGGCGUCGCUCGUUGCUGUUCCACACGUUCAGCAAUACUGGAUGGAUUGCGUACGGCGCGGCGCUGCUGCGACUGCAGCGCAAGUACGGGAAAGCGGCAGUGGAUGGGAUUAUAAAGGGGUGCGUCGUAGACUCCGCGCCUAUACUGGAAGAAGAUCCGAAGUCGUGGACUCCGCGCCUCUACUGGAAGAAGACCCCAAGCUCCUUCUUUCGUGAUUUAAACCACCCUCUCUCCCCUCCUUUCCCCCCCCCAAACCUCCCUAGUCAACGCCCCCACCACACACCCUCAUCCCUUUCCCGACCAGCUGCUCCCCCCAACCCCAAGGUGUCGGCGAGCGGUUUCUCAGCAGCCAUUCUGCAGAAGCGCAGUGUGGGCGAGCGGUUUUUCAGCGGCCAUUUUGCAGAACUGCAGUGCGCAACGCGCAUGGGCUCCCUGUCAGUAACUCCUCCUGACUCCUUAUUCCCCUCCUUUCACUGCCAUAUCUUCCCGCCAACCCCAAGGUGUGGGCGAGCGGUUUCUCAGCGGCCAUUCUGCAGAAGCGCAGUGCUGCAACGCGCAUGGGCUCGCUGGUCAUUGAAUCACCUUUUUGACCCCCCUACCUCCCCUCCCUUCCCCACCGUCUGUGGCCCCAACCCCAAGGUGUGGGCGAGUGGUUUCUCAGCGGCCAUUCUGCAGAAGCGUAGUGCUGCAACGUGUAUGGGCUCCCUUGUCAUUGACUCGGUGGUCGGCUGCUCCCAGCUCAAAUUCGCCCUGCUGCAAGCCAGCACCCUCCCCGCUCGCCCUAAGUUCCUUAGUCCCCUUUCCCUAUCCUCAGCGUUCACCAGUGUGACUGUAGCCCGGAGUGACUGCAGCAGCAGCUGUGAGAGCCUGUACCCGGGGCAGGGGCAGGGCUCGUGGCAAGUGGAAGGGCAAGGGCAGGGGGAAGAGCAAGGGGGACUGGAUGGUGGGGAGGGGUUGUUUCCUUCGCCUGCUCCCUGCGGGUGUGAGCUGGUUUGGUGGCGGGCUGACGAGGCUGAGAGAUUAAAGACGUGUGGGAGCAAGGCAAGGGGAAGUAAGGCGUCUGCAGGUGCCGCUGCGGCUGCUGUGGCGGCAGUGGCAGGCAGUUUGGGGGAUAGAGGCAUGCGAGAAGUGAUCGGCUGUGGUGCUGGUCCUGGUAAUGGCUGUAGUAACGGGUGUGCUUCAAGAGGGGUGUCUCAGCAGGAUCAGCAGCAGUGGUUGCUACAGCAGCAGCUGAUAGCUGUGUACAGAAUGCAAGCAGAGAAGCAGGAGAGAAAGCUGGUACUGGGAAAAGAGCUGAGAAAAGAGCAGGAGCAGGGGAGCGGCCUUCACUUGCAGCAACAGCAGCAGCCACGGCAGCAGCGGUGGUGGCAACGAGGAGGGGGGAGAGGCAGGGCGGGCGGGGCCGCGAGCAGCAUGGUGCAGGCGUGUGGGCGGGCGGUGGGGGCGUGUGGGCGCGUGGCAGUGGCGGUGGUGAGGGUGGUGAAGGUGCGGCUGGAUGCGCUAGAGAGUGUGCUGGUGACGGCGCUCUGGCUCAUCUUCCAAGUGGCUCUGCGCAUCCCCUACGUCAAAGGGAAGCUUGGUGAGGUGACUAACACUCUGCACCACCACCAGCCCAACUGCCCGCAGCUCUACUUCUACAUGAACGCAUUCUCAGGUCUCCAGCGAGGCCCGCUCUCUUGUUUUGCCCAAUUCUCGUGCAGUCAGGCUUGGGCUUGUGAGGGCGGGGAAGCUACCACGAUGGCUGCUGCAGAUAAUGGAGGAAGCAAUGAAUUGUUGCCUCGCCAGGGGAACACGGAGUCUGAGUCAUUCACGGUGUCGGCAUCCCUACCAGAACCCGAGAUAGUCAAUGGACCCCCUGUAGUGCACAUGCCUGUGCGGAAACCAGAGAGCUUGUCAGUUGGAUUUGCAGUUCCAGAGGAGGAGAAGCAGGGGGCUGCCAUGUGGCAGGGUAUACUCGAUGAUCAGUUUACCCAACUUCAGCAAUUGCAAGACGAGAGCAAUCCGGAGUUCGUCGGAGAGGUCAUCGGCCUGUUUUUUGAAGACUCCGUAAAGCUGCUUGACGACCUCACUCAAGAAGUCAACGAAGAUCCAAUUGACUUCAAGAAAGUGGAUGCACAUGUUCACCAGUUCAAGGGUAGUAGUUCGAGCAUUGGGGCACAACGAGUGAAGGCUUUAUGCAUCAAGAUGAGAGGGUAUUGCGACGAAGGAAACCGCGCGAAGUGCUUGAGCUCUCUAGACAAGAUUAAGGACGAAUUCAAUCUUGUGAAGGAUAAGCUGGAGCUCAUGAUGUCGCUGGAACGCAAGAUUUUGGCUAAAGGAGGGAAAUUGCCGUCAAUGGAGUAUUGA
Closterium sp. Naga37s-1 is the source of this 2667-nucleotide messenger RNA. NCBI's taxonomy places the organism in Eukaryota, Viridiplantae, Streptophyta, Zygnematophyceae, Desmidiales, Closteriaceae. The record is from the annotation of a GenBank genome assembly.